Molecule: messenger RNA, 591 nt
Organism: Penicillium oxalicum
Lineage: Eukaryota; Fungi; Ascomycota; Eurotiomycetes; Eurotiales; Aspergillaceae
Product: low-affinity Cu transporter
Exons: 4
Coding region: 1-591 (196 amino acids)
Biological process (GO): copper ion transmembrane transport
Cellular component (GO): membrane
Molecular function (GO): copper ion transmembrane transporter activity
Source: RefSeq, a predicted model, not a curated record
AUGGACCACUCAAUGCACAUGGAUCACGGUGGUAUGGGCCACGAGGGUAUGGAUCAUGGGGGCAUGGACCAUGGUGACAUGGAUAUGGGCCAGUGCAGCAUGAAUAUGAUAUUCACUUGGUCCUCGAAAAACCUCUGCAUUAUCUUCCGCCAGUGGCGCAUUACAGGGCCAGUGUCGUUCCUUCUCUCGCUUAUACUGAUUGUUCUCCUCACGGCGGGUUACGAGGGCGUGCGACAAGCAACUCGGAAAUACGAGUCUGGCCACAACCAGAGGUUGAACAGCAUUGCUGUAUCGACAAGUACAGGUGGAGUUGAUGCAAUCCCGGUUCCGGUCGCAGUCAAUAUCCACGAGAUUCAAACCGAGAGCUCACCAUUAAUUGUAGGGAGGGACAGUAGGAGUGCCCUUGCACGUCGGGGAAGACUUGUUCUGGCCGCACUUUAUGCCAUACAGGUCUUUUACAGCUUUUUCAUUAUGCUUCUGUUCAUGACUUAUAAUGGCAUGGUGAUGCUCGCGGUUGCUGUUGGUGCAUUUGUCGGAUACUUGGUAUUUGCUGAUGACGCUCCGGCGACAAAAUCCAUCGCCUGCCACUGA